ACUGCCCGGCCCUGGCCUCAAACUCUUGAUCUUCCUGCUUCAGCCCCUAAAACUGGGAUUACAGGCACGUGUCCACACACUCCAUUCAACAUAGAACCUUUUAGGAAUGCCUUCCCCACAACCACAUUUCUGCUUAGUAUCAGUUACUAGCCUAGCUACACAAUGUCUCUUUUAAACUCUACAAAUUUUAUAAAAGUGGAGUCUUCCCCCCCCCCCCAUGUUUCAAGAAGCAAUUUUAUCCUGUGCAACUUUUUGUCUUGUGACUCUGUCAUCCGAGAGAUGACAGGGACACCUGGCGCAGACACUACCUUCAUAUGUUUACUUCUGACACCUAUCAUUUGGAAUCCGAAUUCUUACCGUUUAUUCAUGGCGGCAGCAGGGACAGUCUGAUGUCACACGUGCGUGUGCAUCUCACACCUGGCGGAUGUUUGACCUCACCCUUCUGUGAAUGCAAAGUCUUAAGGAAUCAUGUGCUAUCUGAUGACCUUUAUAAAAAAAAUAACAGGGAAAAGUCCGUUUUAUUGAAGUCAGUAUAAAAGUGGCCAGUGAGCGAGGAGUUAGCACAAAUGAGCUUGCCAUGGCGGUACAGCUGAGAUCCCAGCACUUGGAAGACUGAGGCUGGAGGAUCCUUUCGGACUAGCCUGGGUCUUCCGCUUGCUCCAGGCCUGGCUGUCGCCCAGAUCACAGUGGUCCCUUUGAAUUUAUGUACGGAAUCUCCCACCUGCCAUUGUAAAAGCUAUCUGAAGAAAACGUAGUAUAGCCUCCCCUCAGUGCUUUACGAAUUUGAUGCUCUAGGAAGUUUUCAACGUUUACCGAAUGUAUCCCCACGUUUGUUGCCUCGCAAGCCACAUUAAAUUAACUCAAGCUUUCUUCAUUUGUGUGUUCUUCCCAACAAGGGAUUGGAGGUUCCUGUUCAGGGGCACAGAGCCCCUGUGCCAUGAGAGAUGCUCUGAAGUCCAAUGGGCAACGUCCACACUUUGCUUCUGCCAGGUGCAGGAGGCCGCCAGUCAGGGCUUGAAGUUUGUUAGCGUGGUGCCCCAGUACCAGCCCUCGGUGAGCUCAGCAGGCAGCCGGCGUCUCAAGCCUGUUGCCAACAGUGUUGAAGAUGCCAGGGAUGUGAAAUGCACCUUAGGGGACCGUUCAUCCUUGGAAAAUGAUACUCCGAAGGCUGCAGAGACGGAUGCUGCCACUGCAGGAGUGAACCGAAGACCGGAGACCAAACCAGGAUCCACAGGGGACGUGCCCAGUGCCCAGCAGCCUGGCAUUCCCUCUCCCUCGGCAGAGAAUGAGGCUGGCGAGUUUCCACUGCGGGGUUUGCAGCCAGCACUGGAUAGAUCAGAGGGCGACCCCUCAAAUGGGCCUGAAGAGCUGCCCUCCAGGAAGAUGGAGAUCUUCGCCUUUUUCAACAGACCGAAGAGCCAGCAGAAAUGUCGGCAGUACUACCCUGUCACCAUCCCCCUCCAGGUCUCCAAGAACGGCCAGACAGUGAGCAGUCUAGACGCCAGCUGGCUGGAACACAUGAGUGACCAUUUCCGGAAAGGCGGUGUGCUGGUGAACGCCGUCUUCCAGCUUGGCAUGGCCAAUGAUUCCUUCUAUGGCCUGACAGAUGGAGUAUUCAUCUUUGAAGCUGUUUCCACAGAAGAUAACAGAACCACACAGGGCUAUGACGCUAUUGUUGUGGAACAAUGGACAGUCCUAGAAGGUACAGAGGUACAGACCGACUACAUGCCCCUGCUGAACUCGCUGGCGGCCUACGGAUGGCAGCUCACCUGUGUGCUGCCAACGCCUAUACUCAAGACUACCAGGGAAGGGAACGUGUCCACCAAGCAGAUUGUGUUUCUUCAGAGACCAUGUCUACCUCAGAAAACCAAGAAGAGGGAAUCUAAGUUCCAGUGGCGAUUCUCCCGGAACGAGAUCCACGGCAGGCAGACAAGGAAAUCCAAAGGGAAACUCAGUGCCAGCAACAAGCAGCAAGCAGAAGAGAAUGAGAAGAAUCUGGAAGACCAGUUCUCCAAGGCUGGAGAUGUGGGAAACUGUGUGCUGGGGGCACCGCAGUGGGGCAGAGCCUCUGAGGUCAGGGAGCAAAGGCAGGGCUCAGCAGCUGUGCAGAAUGGUCCCGCUGGCCACAACAGGGACUCGGUGGCCCUUAGGCACUCGAAUCCCAGAGCUGAGGCUGAGCUUGCUGCAGGCCCCACUCCAACAGAAGCAAAUUGAGUCCGUGGUUUAUGCUAGGCCUGCAUUGUGAUUGCAAACCUUGGGAAGCUUGCUAGCAGCUGGUUUGUUCUGUGUUACCCUUUGGCUUGACCUCCCAUUGUUAGCUCAUUGGCCCCGUGAGCGCGGGUCUCUGAUGGUGUUGUUUUCUGCACAUCCACUGGAAAGCUGUCUUAAUGAUCCACUUCUUUUAGAGUGCAAAGUUGGCCUGUUCCUCCCAGACCUCAGGGCUGGAGGCCCGACUCUGGUCCGCCUCUUCCACAAGGAAGGGCAUGGACCAUAGUGCCUGUACUGCCCCACAGGACUCCAGGGCACAUCUGGGUCAACUUCUGGGACAUCCUUUGCUACAAACCAAGGUUUUUCUGCUCACUCCUACAUGCUGCUGCUCUGGGCAAGAACAUAGUGACAUUAACCCUGCAGCCUGCCGGCUGGCCUUCCCCACCUGAGCUCUGGAGACCCUGCUGUUGUGGAAGGCAAGGAUGUUGGAGAAUAGGAGGUACCCAAGCCUCCUGCCUGUCUUAAGGUAGUUCUAUAGAUACUGGUGAUCUGGAAACAAACAGGUAAUUCCCUAAGCCCCGGCUCUUACAGAAUGUUCAAGAAAGUAUCCUGUGUUAAUAUUAAUGCCAAAAAAAUACUGUUUUUAAAUUUUGUCUUCAACACAUGUAUGAAUAUGUUGUCAUUUUGAGCAGUUGGUAACUGGGUGCCCUUGUGUGCUGUUUUUGUUGAUGUGUCAUUGAGUUGUAUGCUGUGCCUGUCACAUGUUCAUACUGUCCAUAACGUGUUGUUAAGGCUUUAAGUAGAAGCAUCUGGCAAACCAUGGAGCGAGAACACCAGUUGUCUCGAUGGAAACAGCCCUGUCUCUUUCUUGUUUAUUUAAAGCAAUAAAUGACCUGAGUUGA
Molecule: messenger RNA, 3110 nt
Organism: Mus musculus (house mouse)
Lineage: Eukaryota; Metazoa; Chordata; Mammalia; Rodentia; Muridae
Gene: Rftn1
Product: raftlin lipid raft linker 1
Exons: 7
Coding region: 817-2214 (465 amino acids)
Biological process (GO): B cell receptor signaling pathway; membrane raft assembly; positive regulation of growth rate
Cellular component (GO): endosome; cytoplasm; membrane raft
Molecular function (GO): double-stranded RNA binding
Source: RefSeq, a predicted model, not a curated record